UGGCAUCACUGAAGUCGGUUACUUUAUGAUUUCUCUUUUCUAUCUCCACUCUCACCCUGGAGAAUAAAGGGCAUUGUCACAUCAUCAUUGGGCAGCCAAUCAGGUGGGCACCUCCCUUCAAUGACCUCCUUGUUCCAGAAGAGUUCUUAGGCUGCUUCAAUGGACGGAGGAAGCCGAGAAGAAGGCCUGGCAUAAGUCCAAAGAUGAUCAUUACCACAUGGAUCGUGUACAUUCUCGCCCGGAAAGGUGUAGGGUGGCCCUUCCCCCCCAAAACCAGUUCGGACAUUGAAGUUGUGGAAAGUGAGGCUGUGUCCGUAGUAGAGCACUGGUUGAAAAAAACUGAAGAAGAGGCUUCCCAGGAUAUAAAGGAGAAGAUGUCCAGCAACUCCCCUUCCAUCCACGGCCAAGAUGUCCAUGUGACCAGAGACGUGGUGAAGCACCAUCUCUCCAAGUCCGAUUUGUUAACAAGCCCGAGUCAAGAUGUCCUGGAAGAAAGGACAAGAAUCCAGUUCAUAAGAUGGAGCCAUACCCGUAUCUUCCAAGUGCCCAGCGAGGUGAGAGAUGAAGUUGUGCGGGAACGGAUAGAGCAGGUGAGACGAAGUUUAUGCCAUCUUUCGGAUGAAUCAUCUCAGGAUUUUGACAGAAGUUCCUACUCAGAGUGCUGAGAGCAACAGGUGAGAGAGCUGGCAGGUUGAUGUCCUUCAGGGUCAAGGGGAAGCCUGUGUAAGAAGAAUGUCCACCUCCUCUUUGACCUGAGGAGCAACCACACUGGACAGAGAGAAUCCAGUGGACGAGCCCUUCCUUGUGACAGUGGCAACACUGGAAUAUUCACAGUGAACUGCUAAUAAAGAGACACACUAUUUAACCACCA
Molecule: messenger RNA, 871 nt
Organism: Eptesicus fuscus (big brown bat)
Lineage: Eukaryota; Metazoa; Chordata; Mammalia; Chiroptera; Vespertilionidae
Gene: SPATA19
Product: spermatogenesis associated 19
Exons: 7
Coding region: 204-665 (153 amino acids)
Source: RefSeq, a predicted model, not a curated record